AUGACAAUCGAGACACCUGAAUACGAACAUUUUACGAUCGGAUGUGAUCGAAGUCCAUUAAAUGGUCGUGGAUAUUGUGCAGAGCAUGUACAUAUCCAUCAUUCACAACAAACAAAUCUUAUCCAAGAAGAUGAUGAUGAUAAUUAUAUAUUACUUCGUAAUGGCAAACGACGUAUGUCUUAUCAUAAAUUAUCAUGUAAUACAAAGAAAUCUAAACCAGAAAGUUAUAUUUCAAAUUGUCAUCGAAUAUUUGGUAUAAUUAUUUACGUCUUUAACUGUAAUGUCAUAUUAGCUGCUCAUGAAAUAAUCCGAUCUGAAACCGUUAAAGAAAUCUUAGCAGGUCUUUGCGACAUAAUACGUAUCUCAAGUACAAAUAUAAUCCAACCUCAUACAAUAGCUGAUUCGUGGUUACCACGAACAAUUGUUUACGAUGACUGUUGCCAUGUUGUAAAACACAUUAUUGACUAUUUUCCAAACUUCUUCCGGCAAACACCUGCUUCAACUUUUCUAUAUAACUGUUCAUUUGCUAUUGAUUCCUAUCAUUUUCGGAACCAUACAGAUAAAUGGUACCAAAAGUACCUCAAUCCUAACGAAAAUGAAACUGUCAAACGUUUCAAUACUCAAUCAGCUGAACAAUCCAAUUCUUGGAUAAAGCGCUUCGCUAAACAGUUCAGCCGUUUCGAUGACGAGCACUGUGCUCUUUUUUUGUCGUUAUUGCUUCAUAUUCGUAAUUGUAAGCAAACAAAUCUGAAUCCUUUUGCAACAAACAUACGAACUUUGUUCUCAAGCUCGCGUAACUUUAAUUGCUCUUUUUCUCGUUCCUGAAUUGACAUUUUUAUCACUCUUCAUUUGCAAUUCAGUCUCGUCUCUAUUGCGUUCUUACAUGUAUAUUUUGUUCCAAUACCUACAUAGUAAAUGAGUGAAAAGUUUUUAUAUGAAAAAAUAAAAUAGUAUCGAACUUAUUAUUAUAUAAUUUUCAUCGUACUUUAGGAAAAGUGCGAGAAACACGACUAAAGGUAAUUUAAAAUAAUCUUUCACUAUGCAUAUUUUUACAAAAAAUUACUGGAACAGUAAAUAUGACGUUUUUUCAUUUCAGAUUAUAUAUGAAAUCGGAAAAGCUUAAUUCGAAAAAUGUAAGUCGUGUUCGAACACGACGACAAAAACAAUUGAAUAACAACAACUCAUUUGAACUGGAAAAUGAGAAAAAUGAUCACAAUGUCAUGGUAAUUUAUUUUUAGAAGCUCAAUUAAAUUUUUCCUUAAAACUUGAUUGUUCUAUCGUGUUGACAACUUCUUCUGGUCCAUUUCAUAUGAAAUUUCUACAAAGAUAACAAACAAUUUACAUCAGAACUCGACGAUCUUCUUUGUAUGGCUAUAAAAACUUCACUAGUAGAGUCGUAACCUAAUGUAAUUGCAAAAUAAUUCUUUAGAUAUCAUUUUAUCAUUAUAUACUUGAUUCUGAAAGAAAUUAUUCUUCUAAGUUUUUCCUUGCCUCUGUUUUCUUCAAAAAGUACACCGAACAUUUUAUGAAAACCUCCUCUAGAUAACUAUAAAUAUCUCAAAUACGACGGUAAACGCACAAAAAACAUUUUUUCAAAAGAUGCUUUUAUUCACACAUUGUAUUCUAAAAACAACGCGUAUCGCGUUGAUGAUUCUACACCUUUUGAAUUUUUUUUCAUAUAGAUAUGGUUCUUUUCUCUAACUAAAAGAGCCUAUUAAGUGGCACAUAAUGUCAUUUAGUGGAAUUGUAGUUUUUUUCGUAUCUUGUCUAUAAGGAAGAAUUUCUAAUUAACAAUUUCUGAACCUAUAUAUCACUGAAUAUUUGCUAGUAUCUUUGAUGUAACAAUUACAACUGCCAUUUCUUAUGUCAACCAACUAAACGAAUCUUCAGUCCACUACCAUACUAUUUGCUAUUAAGCUGUAUUGAUUAGUUAAUCCUGAUUUGAUAUUUUUGUUUCUUUUUGAUAUAUGAUAGUACUAUGCGUUCUUAGGUUUUAUUAAUUACUGAUCCACUUAUUCUGGUUUUCGAUAUAGUUUAAAGAUAAAUCAUUGCUAUUAGUAGUUGUUAUUAAAUGCGCAUUCACCUAAGAUCUUACGUCUUCCAUAAUGAAGCAUCAACCUAUUAAGUUUAUCAGUGUCUUAGUUAACUACGUUUUUCUUUUAUUUCAUUACAAGCACAUGCCAAUUGAAAAAGAAACUAUAUCACCAGAAAUACAAAAUCGUUCACGUGCAUCAACUCCCGACAAACAAAACAAACUGGGUACACCACCAUUUACAAUGCGAAUCCACCAUAACCAUUUUGCCAC
Rotaria sp. Silwood1 is the source of this 2305-nucleotide messenger RNA. The record is from the annotation of a GenBank genome assembly. Lineage: Eukaryota; Metazoa; Rotifera; Eurotatoria; Philodinida; Philodinidae.